Psammomys obesus (fat sand rat) is the source of this 750-nucleotide messenger RNA. RefSeq names its product double homeobox protein A-like. The record is from RefSeq and is a predicted model, not a curated record. Gene Ontology annotation, molecular function: DNA binding. NCBI's taxonomy places the organism in Eukaryota, Metazoa, Chordata, Mammalia, Rodentia, Muridae.
AUGGAAGAUCAGAGAGAUCUGGGUGGCAGCAGCAUGGCCAAAGAAUCCCAACAUAGAAAGAUUGAUUGGCAGGCCAGAAGGAAGGAGGUCUUGCUAUCAGGUUUCACCAAGAGCCCAUACCCGAGCUUCAGUGCCAGGCAGGAAUUGUCCAGGGAAUUCAGGCUCACAGAGUUCUGCAUCCACAUGUGGUUUCAAAACCGCAGAAAUGUAACUGGCAUGUCGGGGAAGACCCCAAAGCUGUCCAUGCCAGGCUUACGUCACAAAGCCUUCCAACCACCCCCUAAAGAGCUUGGUGCCAGGGCACAAGAAAGAGGCAUGCCCUCAGAAAGGAAGAGGCUUCCAACGCGACUUAACCCGGCACAGAUCAGCAAGCUAGUGCAAGCUUUUGAGACUGGUUUUCCAGGCUAUGCUACAAGGGUGUGACUGGCACAGGUUUCCUCGAGGACACAGUCCAAAAUAUGGUUCCAGAACAGAAAAGCCAGGUACCACCACACUGGCGGCAGCACAGUUAAAGGUCAUGACCUGCUGGCCUCUCCUGACCCGGAUAGAGCUGGAACAUUGUGUGGUAAUGAGCAGGAGGAUGCCCAGGACCGCUUGCUGCCAUUGGGUUCUGCAGGAGGUAUGUGUGGAGAAACGUUGCGCCCAACAGCCAAGCCCACUUUUUCCUUAGAGUCCUUGCCUGUGGCAGCACAGUCCUACCCAGAAGCCCAGAUCUUCCUUGAUCAACAGCUGACCAAAAAGGGAAAUUGA